Glarea lozoyensis ATCC 20868 is the source of this 477-nucleotide messenger RNA. RefSeq lists its product as uncharacterized. NCBI's taxonomy places the organism in Eukaryota, Fungi, Ascomycota, Leotiomycetes, Helotiales, Helotiaceae. The transcript is spliced from 3 exons. Bases 1 to 477 code for a protein of 158 amino acids. The record is from RefSeq and is a predicted model, not a curated record.
AUGCGUUCUACCACUCUCGUCUCCGUCCUCGCCCUCUCCGUGGCAACACUCGUCCAAGCAACUCCCCAUGGCUCGUCUCUUCAAGCCCGCACUUAUCCCCCAACCAAUGCUCCAGACCCACAAGCAUGUACUAAUGCUGGCGGACAAAUCUCUUGCUGCAACGCCAAAUACGGCGACGAAUUAAACGGCAGUGUUUUAAUUCAAAUGCCACUCUUGGGGCCUCUGUUGAGUUUGAUAUAUGGAGUCACUGUCAACUUGAGCAUUUUGCCCGUCAACACCAAGGCUAUCGGAAUUGGAUGCACAGGCGUCCUUGGAUCUGGAGGUAGUUGUGGAAAACAAACAGCCGUAUGCUGUAUGUCCCGCGCCACCGCGCAAGCUUCGCACCAAGAUCCAGCUCUCAUCUCUAUUCUCAACGGUCCGAUCAAUGUUCUACAGGUCUCCUGCCCUGUUGUCGCUGGUGGACUCCUUGGCGCUUGA